Messenger RNA from Anneissia japonica, 3408 nucleotides. RefSeq lists its product as uncharacterized. The record is from RefSeq and is a predicted model, not a curated record. Gene Ontology annotation, molecular function: GTP binding; GTPase activity. The transcript has 23 exons. Bases 1 to 3408 code for a protein of 1135 amino acids. NCBI's taxonomy places the organism in Eukaryota, Metazoa, Echinodermata, Crinoidea, Comatulida, Comatulidae.
AUGAAUGACACUGCUGGAGUUGACGGGUUUGAUGCUCUAAUUAGGACAUACUGCAGAGGGGCCAAAGCUGCCAUUUUAUGUUAUGAUGUAACUGAGGCCACAAGUUUUGAGAAGGCAAAAUUCUGGGCUGGUGAACUUCUACAGAAUGAAAAGAAAUGUAAAAUUUAUCUAUGUGGUACCAAAGUAGAUUUAGUUGAAGAUGGUAAAAAGAAUAAAGAAGUUGAUUACCAUGAAACAAAAAACUAUGGCGAUAGUAUAAAUGCAAAAGUGUUUGAGACAUCAAGUAAAACAGGAAGCAAUAUAAAAAAAUUGUUUAGUUCAAUAGCUAAAGAUUUUGUCAAAGAUUUAAUGAAUAGUGAUGAAGGGAAGAAAAAGUCUGCAGUAACAGUGAAGAAAACAAAGAAAGUUACAUUCAAGAAUACCAAGGAUACAGAAUUGCCGAAAGUACCGACAAGGUACCAAAUAUGCCAACUACACUACUAUGUUUCAUUGUCAGUUCUUUGCGGUGAUAUUUGCUAUCAAAACACAGAUGCAAUAGUUGUGACAACAUUUGAUGAGGAUUUUGUCAUGGUCGACUUUGGCGUGGGAAUCAGUGCACUAGGGAAUGCUGGAAACCAGGCAAGGAAUGAAUUUUCUGACAAAUUAGCAGUCUUGCGAAGUUCAAGGCAGGACAAUAAAGUCAUAACAACUGAUGGGGGAGAUCUUAAAUGCAAAUAUAUCUUCCACAUUGGCAUCCCAGGAAUUGAAGAUAACAAGAAAUGGCAGUCCAUCCUAACACAGAAUAUCAUCCAUUCACUUCAACAGUGCGAGAAGCUUCUCAAUUGUGUGUCUAUUAGUAUCCCCCUCUUGUACAGCUCUCUCUGGCAAUUUGGUCUUGGGAAAAGUGCCACUAUUGCAGAUAAUUGUGCAGACAUCAUUGUCUCAGCAGUUCUUGAUUAUUUGCAACACAUGUCUGUUAGUUCAAGUAUAAAGGAAGUGAUAUUUAUUGACCAGAUCAAACAAAAGGCAUUGAAAUUCCAGCAGCCUUUGGAAACUGGAGUCCAAGAAAGAAAAGUGGGAUCAUAUCAAAUGCCAACUCAGUUAAUGUGCGAAUACACAUAUCCUGAAACGCAAACACGCCUAAUUGUGUCUAGCGGUGACCCAAAGAAACAGCCUGCAGAUAUUCUUGUGAAUCCUUCGGCAAACUUCAAAGUUGCUAAUUCUGGAUUAACUGCAAGAAUUCUUGUUGAAGCUGCUCUACCAACAGACGUAAUCCAGAAAGUCUUCGAAACUCAUAGGCAACACCAGAUGAAUCUGGUUAUAACAUCAGCAGAAAAGCUUCCAUUUCAGCAUCUCUACCAUGUGCGAGGAAAUGACAAGGAAGCCACAGACUACACCCAACAGUGUCUCCAGAUUGAAACCUGUACAAUUGACUGUCUGAUGACAGCUGAAAAAGCUGGAUUAAAAUCACUUGUUCUACCAUUGAUCUACAACCGAUAUACAAUAAUCGGGCAGCACCAAUGUGCACUUACCAUGCUCAAUGCCAUACACCGUUUCAUGAACAAGGUUAAGCGGGAAAGCAUUAAAGAGGUGUAUUUUUAUACUAGAUAUCCGUCCAACGCUUUAAAGCUUAAAGAGGAGCUUAUUAUUCGUUACGGAGACAGAGUAGUGGAUGUUAAAGGAGGUCAAGUCCCACUUGAAGUGCUAGCAAGAGGUCUCGAAGCUAAUAAUGCAUUUAUUGAUGCAAUAAAAGAGGGCAGCAAACCCAUCUACCAAACACGCCUUAUGCUUGUUGGACCAGAACGUGUUGGUAAAACCAGUCUCACCAAAGCCCUCACAGAACAAAAAUUUGAUGCUACUGAAGAAGUUACAGAUGGAAUUGAAGCGUCAUUGUCAUGCACACUCAGUGUUAAGCAUACCACUAACUGGAAACCACAACCGAAAUCACCUGAAGGGACAAUAAGUGAAGCAAGGCAGCAGUAUCUGAGAGCUGUUGCAGAACAGGUUGCAGUAAAGCUUCUGCAGAAGAAAAAUGAAAAACAACCAGAAUCUCAGCUAUCAGUGAAAGAUGAAAUCAAGACAUUUGAAAGUGUAGAAUUACCGGAUGUUACCAAGUCAACAAACACAUCACCUGAUGCACCUGUGCAGUCACAUGACCAAAUGACAGCAUCUGAAGAUGUGCCAGCUUCAGACGGUGAAGUAGAUGUUCUAAAGAGUACUUCAUCAAUAGAUGAUUUAACUUCACCAACAACACCUGAUGUUCCGGAAGAGGUCGUUCAAAUUGUCUUACAGAUUCUCCAAGAUCAGGAAAGGCGAGAAGAAAAUGAAGGGUUAGAGGAGACACUUGAUGACUUGAUUCUGAGUAUCUGGGAUUUUGCUGGACAGGAUCUCUACUAUAUCACUCACCAGGUGUUCUUGGUAUCUCGUGCUCUCUACAUCAUUUGCUUCAAUCUUUGUCAUGACCUCCACGCACCUGCUAAAGUACAGAUAUAUAAGCGAGAGGGUGGAAAGGUUUCAUUUUCGGAACAUCAUAUGAGCAACUUGGAUUUUAUAAUUUUCUGGUUGCGGUCGAUCUACUCAAAUACCACCGAAAACCCAUCGGUGGCAACCCAGGAGCAGUUCUCACCACCAGUGUUCAUUGCUGGCACACACAGAGAAAGCUUACCAGGAAAUGCGGAAGAGAGACAGGCGCUAGCAGAAGAGAAGUUUGCAGUUAUUAAGAAGGCUUUAAGAGGGACACCAUACGAGGGCCAUGUAGUGAGCAAGUACUACGCAAUUGACAACAGCCUCAGGUCACCCCUGGAUCAAGCUAUUGUUCACUUGAGGGACCACAUCACCAUGGUUGCGAAGUUAGAGCACUACAUGGGGGAGAGAAUCCCCAUUAAGUGGCUGGACUUCUUGCAUGAGGUUGAGCAGUUGCGCAACAAACAAACGCACUCAAUCAACUUCACAGAGGUGAAAGAACUAGCUGCAAAGUGUGGUGUCAUCAAAAAAAUUCAACUGUUCACCAUGUUGCAUUUCUACCAUGACCUGGGAAACAUCAUCUACUAUGGUGAACGCCAUACACCAGGCAGUGCUCUCAAUGACAUCAUCAUCCUGAAUCCUCAUUGGUUAAUAUGUAUCUUUAGGAGAGUGAUCACAGUCAAGGAUCCGUCAGAGCAAUGGGCCAAAUUCAGAAGUUCAUGGGCAAGACUUGAUGAAGAAGGACUCCUGGAAGAGAGACUGAUCCGACACAUGUGGCUUGACUUCCUUGACCAGAUGAAAAACAGCAGAACGGAUGCAAUAAAAAAAAGUGGUUUCAUAAAUAUUCAACCACAAGUAGCCAUUGUGCGGGCUAAAUCUGUUGGCAGUGAUGAUGAAGAGGAAGAGGAAGAGGAUGUUGAGCCUUGCUCAGAUGUUUGCAAAGUGGUUAGUAUUUUAUCAUCUUAA